This is a messenger RNA of Lontra canadensis (Northern American river otter), 1475 nucleotides long. It is a transcript of the gene RRP1, whose product is annotated as ribosomal RNA processing 1. The record is from RefSeq and is a predicted model, not a curated record. The transcript has 13 exons. Gene Ontology annotation, biological process: rRNA processing. Bases 67 to 1410 code for a protein of 447 amino acids. Lineage: Eukaryota; Metazoa; Chordata; Mammalia; Carnivora; Mustelidae. Gene Ontology annotation, cellular component: preribosome, large subunit precursor; nucleus; preribosome, small subunit precursor.
GACGUCGCACGCGCGCACCGGUGGAAAGACGGGGUGGCGGCGGGCCGGGGGUCCGCGGCGUUCGCCAUGGUUCCGCGCGUGCACCUCCCACCCGAGAUCCAGCUGGCCCAGCGCCUGGCGGGAAACGAGCAGGUGACCCGGGACCGGGCGGUGAAGAGGCUCCGGAAGUACAUCGUCGCCAGGACUCAGCGGGCCGCAGGUGGUUUCACUCACGACGAGCUGCUGAAGGUCUGGAAGGGACUGUUUUACUGCAUGUGGAUGCAGGACAAGCCGCUCCUCCAGGAGGAACUAGGGAGGACCAUAGCCCAGCUUCUGCAUGCUUUUCAGACGACAGAGGCACAGCACCUGUUCCUGCAGACAUUCUGGCAGACCAUGAACCGCGAGUGGACAGGCAUCGACAGACUACGCCUGGACAAGUUCUACAUGCUCAUGCGGAUGGUCCUGAACGAGUCCUUGAAGGCCCUGAAGACACGCGGGUGGGAAGAAAGGCAGAUGGAGCAGCUGCUGGAGCUGCUGACGACGGAGAUCCUGCACCCCGACAGCCAGGCCCCCAGCGGGGUGAAGUGCCACUUCCUGGAGAUCUUCCUGGAGGAGCUGAGCAAAGUGGGCGCUGCUGAGCUGACGGCGGACCAGAACCUCAAGUUCAUCGAGCCCUUCUGCGCCAUCGCUGCUCGCACUCGGGACCCCCUGGUUUUGCAUAACAUCACUCGGGGCGUCUUCGAGGCGAUCGUGGAACAGGCCCCGUUUGCCAUCGAGGACCUUCUGGACGAACUGGAUGCGCAGGAGGGGGAGGAGGGGACGUCGGAGGACGAGGAGGGCGAGCGGGAUGCACCGUCCGCGGAGCCAGGCUCCCCCCGUGGGGCUGCACCCCCCGACAGGAGCGACGAGUCGCUGGGACGUGGUGAGGACGCCGUGGGCCCUGUCCUCCAGUUUGACUACGAGGCCGUGGCCGGCAGACUGUUCGCGGUGGCCAGUGAGCAGAGCACCCCUUCCCAGAACCGGAAGCGCCUCUACAAAGUGAUCCGGAAGUUGCAGGACCUCGCGGAAGGCACCUUCCCAGAGGAUGACAUACCGGAAAAAGCCUACAGGAACCUUCGAGACGAGGAGCAGGAGAGGAGGCCAAGGAAGCGUUUGCCCAAAGCCAGGUCACAAAACCAUCCAGGGAAAGGCAGGAAGGAGGACUCGUGUCCAGACCCAAGCUCCGGAUCCAAGAGGAGGAUGAGGCGGCGGCGGCGGCGGCGGCGGCGGGGUUCGGGGGCUGAGCCCGUGGCACCCCAGGAACAGCGUGGGGGCCCAGGCGGGAGAGGGGCUCAGAAGAAGAGGCGGCGGCUUCGGGCUGGGGCCAAAGCGAAGGGGGCCAGAUGCCAGGAGCUACAGACCGAGCAGCGGCUGCUGCAGGGCCAGAAGUGACCCCAGCAGGCCCAGCACACGCAGGGAGGUGCUGUCCCUCUGGCUUCUUGCGCUGAGUGGUGUUG